GGCUAAAACGAACGUGCUCGCUCCCCUCUCUGCCACUCCAUCCCGGGAAAGCUGCGAAGCAUGGCGUCCGUCACCGCCCGCGCCCCGGUCGCGGCCCUGCGCCCGUCGUCGGCCUUCCUCGGCCACUCUAGCCGCCUCGGCCGCGCCGCCGCGGCGCCGACGAGGCGCAGCCUCAAGGCGGAGGCCAAGGGCGAGUGGCUCCCCGGCCUUGCCUCACCCGCCUACCUCGACGGCAGCCUGCCGGGCGACAAUGGCUUCGACCCGCUGGGCCUGGCGGAGGACCCCGAGAACCUGCGGUGGUUCGUGCAGGCGGAGCUGGUGAACGGGCGGUGGGCGAUGCUGGGCGUGGCCGGGAUGCUGAUCCCGGAGGUGCUGACCAAGGCCGGGCUCAUCAACGCGCCGCAGUGGUACGACGCCGGCAAGUCGGAGUACUUCGCGUCGUCGUCCACGCUGUUCGUCAUCGAGUUCAUCCUCUUCCACUACGUCGAGAUCCGGCGGUGGCAGGACAUCAAGAACCCCGGCAGUGUCAACCAGGACCCCAUCUUCAAGAGCUACAGCCUGCCGCCCCACGAGUGCGGGUACCCCGGCAGCGUCUUCAACCCGCUCAACUUCGCCCCCACGCUCGAGGCCAAGGAGAAGGAACUCGCCAACGGGAGGCUGGCGAUGCUGGCGUUCCUGGGGUUCCUGAUCCAGCACAACGUCACCGGCAAGGGGCCCUUCGACAACCUGCUGCAGCACCUGUCCGACCCAUGGCACAACACCAUCAUCCAGACCCUCUCCGGUUGAGUACGUCGAUUUGGCGGUGGUGCUGAUGGGGAUCGGAAUGAGGACAAACAUUGAGACGCGGUCGGUCGAUGUGAGUUCCUUCCUGUGGAUGGAUCAUCAGUGUGUUGAUGUGUGUUCAGUCUGGAGAGAAGAAUUCAGGGCGUGUUGUAAUUGUAAUGCUGGUGUGCAUGGUGAUGAGGGGAGUGUGAGGAGUGAUUGGUAUGUACAUUAUUAAUGACAGGGGAGGUUAAGGGUAGAGAUUGUUUGAUCAGUGUCUAUCCGUUCUGUGCCUUUUACUUGCUUGUCCGAA
Messenger RNA from Panicum hallii, 1075 nucleotides. Its product is annotated as chlorophyll a-b binding protein P4, chloroplastic. NCBI's taxonomy places the organism in Eukaryota, Viridiplantae, Streptophyta, Magnoliopsida, Poales, Poaceae. The record is from RefSeq and is a predicted model, not a curated record. Gene Ontology annotation, cellular component: membrane. The transcript is spliced from 3 exons. Bases 61 to 786 code for a protein of 241 amino acids. Gene Ontology annotation, biological process: photosynthesis, light harvesting in photosystem I; response to light stimulus.